Octodon degus (degu) is the source of this 2235-nucleotide messenger RNA. RefSeq names its product cold inducible RNA binding protein (gene Cirbp). The record is from RefSeq and is a predicted model, not a curated record. The transcript has 9 exons. Gene Ontology annotation, biological process: positive regulation of mRNA splicing, via spliceosome. Gene Ontology annotation, molecular function: RNA binding. Bases 115 to 633 code for a protein of 172 amino acids. Lineage: Eukaryota; Metazoa; Chordata; Mammalia; Rodentia; Octodontidae. Gene Ontology annotation, cellular component: spliceosomal complex.
UAUCUGACACGGCUCGGGGCGCCCCCCCUUUCACUCGCGCGUUAGGAGGCUUUGGUCGGUGUGCCGUGCCGUCUUUCCGCCCGCGUCAGGGACCUGCCCGACUCAGCGGCUGCCAUGGCAUCAGAUGAAGGCAAGCUUUUUAUUGGAGGGCUGAGUUUUGACACCAAUGAGCAGUCGCUGGAGCAGGUCUUCUCCAAAUAUGGCCAGAUCACUGAAGUGGUGGUGGUGAAAGACAGGGAGACCCAGCGAUCGAGGGGCUUUGGGUUUGUGACCUUUGAAAACAUUGACGAUGCCAAGGAUGCCAUGAUGGCUAUGAAUGGGAAGUCAGUGGACGGGCGACAGAUCCGUGUUGACCAGGCUGGCAAGUCUUCCGACAACCGAUCCCGAGGGUACCGAGGUGGCUCUGCUGGAGGUCGGGGUUUCUUCCGAGGGGGCCGAGGCCGGGGCCGUGGGUUCUCCAGAGGGGGAGGGGACCGAGGCUAUGGUGGAGGCCGCUUUGAGUCCCGCAGUGGGGGCUAUGGUGGCUCCAGAGACUACUACAGCAGCCGGAGUCAGGGUGGCGGCUAUGGUGACCGGAGCUCAGGGGGUUCCUACAGAGACAGCUACGACAGCUAUGCUACACACAACGAGUAACAAUCCUUCCUGCUCAAGACCGUCCUUCCAUGGCUGUAUAUUUAAAGAUUUUGGGAGCUGCGCUGAAUCGUUGAUGUGUAGUGAACACACCUCCUUGUAUUUCCACUUUUGUAGUCAUUUCUGUUCCUAUCUUGUCAACCCUGCCUGACUGCUUCUGACCCCCGAGAUGGCCUCAUUAUUAGACUUUUGCUUUUUAAGGAAGCGCCGUUUUUAAGGUUUUUGAAGGCGUUUUGAAAAGUAUUUGAGUUUACUUAUUUUGUUUUUUUUAAACCAUGAACCAUAGCUUUUUAAAAAAUUAUCGGGGGUUGUGUGAUUUUUUUUUUUUUUUUUCUUCUUUGCAACUUUGUGGUGCUGGGGAUAAAACUGAGGGCCUUGAAUGUUAGGCCAACACCCUACCACUGAGUUGUGCCCCAGCUCUGUUAAUGGAUUUUUGGGUUUAGUUGUUGUUUUUACUGAUUUUUUUUUUUUUUUUUUGGUGGGGUCACCCAUGAAAUUGGGUGCCUCGAUUCAUUUUGCUAAGGUUGAAUGGACUCUGGAUCCGCUCUUAGCCAGAAGCUGAGCAAGCUGUGGCUUUUGGGACUCCGUGUGCUGUUUGAGGGUAGCCUGGUAGGACAGCAGCCCGGCGCGGAGAGGCUGUCCUGUGCCAGCCGUGCAGCGCGCCUGCGGGACCGUGCAGAGGCGCUGAGGUUUUUGAAGACAUUUAUUUAUAUUGUCCUUUUUUUACCAGAAGACGUAUGCAUACUCCAUCGAUGUUGUAUUUGCAGUGGCUAAAGGAAUUCUUGUACUCAGUUUUCUUUGGCUUUACGAAGCCGAUUAAAAGACCGUGUGAAAUGAACCUUGCUCUUGACAAUCUCCCUUCGUUGCACAACACACUCCGUGCUGCGGGCUCUCCAGGCAGACCUGAGCCUGCGUGAGCACGGAGGCCCGCAGAGCACUAGAGGAGGCUGAAGGCAGGUGCAGGGCUGGGGCAGGCCUGUGAGCCGCUGGCUGCUCUCCAGUUAGGUGAGGCAGCUGGGGGAUGGGCGCGGGCAGCCCUUGAGGCUUGUGGUGCAGGCAGCAGGAGGGCUAUAAGGGGCGGGCAGCUUAGCAGGGUCAGCGGACGCCCGGGCACCUGGCGCUGACCAGAGAGCCUUAGCUGAGCAGCAGGGCAGAGAGGGACGGCGCGGCGCCCUGGCGGACCCGGACCGGGGCUGGUAGCUAGCUCUGCUGUGCUUCACGAGUUCUGAGCGUUCUCUGCUAGCCUAUGAAGCCGCAGCCUCGGAGGACAGACGUGUUGUGCGCCCAACAGAAACCUCUGAGAUGCACGCUGCUCCCUUGGCUAGCGCCCCUGUGCCGCUGGCCCUGUAACUCGAGGGUGAAAGAAGCCCAGGCCGGACGCAGGGAAGGGCGGCGCUAGGUUGACGAUGAUCAAUGAUCGCAGUGAUAUCUCCAGAGGACUGAGCAGGGAAGGAGGCAGAGAUGGCCGCCAGGGUGCCCUGACUCAUCCUUGGCCUGGAGUCUGCAGAGGAGCUGCGGGAUGGGCUGCGAGGACAGCCAGAGACGACAUCGGAGAGGGGCCAGUGAGGGCGGGGGCUGUGGGAUCUGAAUAAAGUCCCUGUGUGA